AUAGAUUUUGGAAAGCUACAAAAUAUUGUUUGAAGUGUGUCUUUCUUUUGGUCAAAGUGUUGAGACUUGUUGAUGGAGAUGCAAAACCGGCUCUGAGUUAUAUUUAUGAAGCAAUGGAUAGAGCAAAAGAACAAAUUGGCAAAAAUUUCAACAAUGUUAAGAAGAGAUAUGAUCGGAUUUGGGAGAUAAUUGACAUUCGUUGGGAUUUGCAACUUCAUAAACCACUCCAUGCUGCAGCAUAUUAUCUUAAUCUCAAGUAAGUCACACUUUUUUAAUUUACAUUAUUCCAUUAGUAAAUUUUAUUAUUUUAAAUUUAAAUUUAUUUUUUGAUUCUUGAUCUUUAGGUUUCAAUAUGAUUCUAAUUUUAAUGCUGAUGCUGAAGUAAAAAUUGCAUUGUUCAAGACAAUUGAGAAAAUGUAUCUAGAUAUUGAGACAAGAGUCAUCAUUGAUUCACAACUUCAAAAAUUUAAGAAGGCCGAAAGUUUAUUUGGGAUGGACAAAGUGAUAUCAACAAGAAAUAAAAAAUAAUCAGGUAAUUAUAAUUAUAAUUUUAUGAAUUCAUUUUUACCUGUCAAAUUUAAAUUUAAUUUAUCUUAUUUUAUUUAUCUAGCUCUAUGGUGGGAGAGUUUUGGAGAACGGUGCAAAGAACUUCAAAGGCUAGCAAUUCGAGUACUAAGUCUUACUUGUAGUGCCACUGGAUGUGAAAGAAAUUGGAGCACAUUUGAACAUAUUCAUUCAAAAAAAAGAAACCAUUUGGAGCAACAAAGAUUGAAUGCCUUGGUGUUUGUCAAGUACAAUAUUCAACUUGAGAUGAGACAACAAAAAAGACAAGAAAAGGGGGAGGCAUAUGAUCCGAUAUACUUAUCAGAUAUGGAAUCAGAUGAUGAGUGGAUAACUGAGCAAGAAGAGCCAUGCUUAUUGGAUGAUGUGCCUUGGUUGGAUGUAAAUGAAUGUUUUGAUAUUGAUGAGGGACCUAAUAAUAGAACAAGGAAGAGAAGACCAAGAAACUUAAAUGUUGAUGGUAAAGGUAAAGGGAAAGAAAAGGUUGUUGAGGAAGAUAUUGAAGUGAUAGAAGAAGAUGAAGGUAAUGAGGAAGAAGAGGAAGAAGAAGAGAAUCAAGAGAUGAUUAUGCUUGAAGAUGAUGAUGAUGACGGCGGCGGCAGCGGUGAUGGCGACAUUAGCCUUGAGGAUGAUUGUGAUGACUGAAGAUUCUAUUUAAUUUUUUGAGUGAAUAGUGAAUUAGUGAUAUUUCAUGUUUAUUUUUAAUUUAUGUUUUGGACUUAGUAUUUUAAACUUAUCUAUACUUUUUGGACAUCUUUUUGAGUAUUCGUUAAUUAAUAGAUUGGUAUACAUUUUGAUU
This is a messenger RNA of Elaeis guineensis (African oil palm), 1360 nucleotides long. The record is from RefSeq and is a predicted model, not a curated record. NCBI's taxonomy places the organism in Eukaryota, Viridiplantae, Streptophyta, Magnoliopsida, Arecales, Arecaceae.